GGAAACCUGACAGAAUUUAGUCGUUCCACCUUGGCUACGGCGCUAUUUACAAAUGGCGGAACAGAACUGAUUUUGCUCGUAUUUCACUUUUUGACGGAAUCAGAGCAAUCUUGUGAUUUAACUGCAAGAUCCCACCCUCAGCAAGAGUGGCAUUGUUAUUAAAAGGAAGAAGUUUAGGAUGAAUAGGUCAGCCUCAACAUGACGAAGAAGGUGCGACACUGGCGUGGCAAGGCUCGAACCACAGCCAGUGUCAUAAAGACUGUCAAUAAAGACAGCUUUGCUAGUGCAAUCUGCCCGACAAAUCUAGAAGACCAGAAACAACGAUUUCUUACCCUUGGAAAGACACCGGAGUUUCAACAUCGGGGUACUGAGGAUGAGUUGGAGGAGAUUUAUUCAAAGCCACGAUCGGAGAUUAGAUUUGAAUACCUUGGUGAAGCAUUACAUAUACUAAAAAUGGUGAAAGCAAAAUAUGGGGAUGCUGAGAAUUAUUAUACAGAAAUGUAUGGAGAGAGGAUAAGCAAGGAAGAGGCAACAGAUAUAAUUGUGGAUUACCUGAAAGAGAAUCAUCUGGAUGGACAGAUGAGCAUUAUAUGGUGUACAGAUUUACCCUGCAGUGGUCGAAUGAUGUGGCAAGGACCACACGUGAAGUAUCGCCGACCAGAAGCUAGGAAAUAUUCCAUGUGGAUAAAAGACUCAAAAGAUAACAAUUUUCUCAGGGAAAAGGGUAUUCGAUGUCUUUCAGAUCAUGAGAUAGGAACACAUUUUUUUCGUUCAUACAAUGAUGGUCUACAGCCCUGGUUUGCCGAACGUACUAGGUUUGGUAUACGAGGAAUUUCCGGUUUAGAACAUCUACGCACAGAGGAGGGACUAGCAGCAGUUAACACCAUAUUGAAUGCUAACUGUAGAUACCUCUGGGGACCAGCAUUAUUAUACUAUAUUGCUUGUAAAGCUACUGAGAUGACAUUCAAGCAAUUAUUUGAACAUUUGGAGAAGUAUGUAGAAAAUCCUGAGUGGCGCUGGCGUCACUGUGUCAGGGUUAAACGAGGGCUGCUCAAUCCAAAUGAUAUAGGUGGCUAUGGAAAAGAUCAGUGCUAUUUUGAAGGUGCAGUUGAAAUUCUUAGAAACAUUGAUAACAUUGACUUCAAAGUGCUAAUGAGCGGUAAAAUAUGUUAUGACGAAGUACCACGUGUGAAAAAGUUGGCACGCCUGGACUGUAUACAAAUGCCGGCAUUUAUGAGGAACCAGGAAAAGUACAAGAAGAACCUGAAACAGAUUGCUGACAUGAAUGGACUACAUUUAGAGCAUGCAAAAUACAAAGCACCAAUGGCCUAUAUACGCAGGUUAAAGCGUGGUCGACGAAUAGGAGUGGCUGGGGGAACUAAAAAGGAAGAGGAUGUGUUAGUUUUCACCUCUGAACCUUUUAGAAAAUUUCGGGGUUGUGGUUGCUGGCCAUUUAGGUAAAAUUGCGAGCUAAACAAGUGACUGUAUGCUAAAGUUAACUGGUAACUCGAUGGCCUCACUGUUGUAUAUACGUUGACCUACACGUAGUUUCUCGGUUAGAACCUUAAAUUUGUGUGUUUUCCUAAAAAAUUUAAUUUAAACAGAAAAUUUUAUGACCUUUUCCAUUCAUUAUUAAUGAUUUAAAAAAGUAGUUUAAAUUUAAGUUUUUAUUGUAUGAAUAUUGCAGGUUUUCUUUUUGUUUUUAUUUUAAACAGACUUCAAGUAGACAAUAUUAAGGUUUAUACUGAUUACAAGCUACACAUCAGGAUAAGAAAUAUCAGUUUAAAUAUUAUCAAAACACAGGAUGCUUCUCGUUUGAUAAGUAGCUAAAACAAUAGGGCUAGCACCAAAUAUUAAAAAAAAUUAGUCACAGCACCAUGAUUUCAGAUAUAAAGUAACUUCGUGUAGCCUUGAGAAAACAUUUCUUGUGGACAUGUCUAGGUUGGCACUUCCUAUAGGUAGUGUUUGGCAUGUAUUUGUCACCUACAAAAACAGAAUCUCAGAAAUUAAUUUUGCCUGCAAUCUUGCCAUUAAGUUGGAUUAAAAUUAUGUGAUACAUUUCGAGUUACAUUUUCUUCUGUUAAAAACAGAUGCUAAAAUUUUAUGCUUCACAUUAAUCAUUUAACAGAACUAUGUAAGAAAAGUAACAUUUAGUACCGGUAGCCUUAUCUUUGGGAAGUUUAAAAUCUGUUAUCAAUAGAGAGGUUGGGAUUUUAAUAUUGUGUGGGUAUAUGUAUAGAUGUACAGUAAAACUUCAUUCGCUUGAACUCGGUAGUACAAGCAAAAAUUUUUCAAGUUACUGGUAGUUCAAGCAUUGGAACAAUAUACGUUAUAUAGUAAUCUUGCAGGGACCCGACAUUGAGUUUGAGUGAAGGGUGGUCUUUCAAGUAUCCAAUAUAGAGUGAACAACGUUCACCUGUAUAUAUAUAAUACUGGGUGUCUGCUAAAAGUGCUUGAUAUACCCAUCAAAUGUCUUAGGUAUAUGUUUUUGAAAGCCAAAAUUAGGUUGUACAAGACUGUUUUCUGAAUGUUUCUAAAUUUGAUUAAAUUGCAUUUGCCUUAAUUUUGUUUUAGUAUCAAAUUUCAGUCUCUCUCCCAGUUGUUAUUGUGGUAUGCACAACAAUACUGAAACCCUCAAUUCUAACAUCUGCAUUAUUGUCACAAGAAAGUAUUAUUUUUUGUAUUCUCUAAAAACUAGCUUACCUAUCUCUCUGAAAUUUGGAAUGAAUGGAAAAAGUGACUGUACUAUAACAACAACAAAAUAUUUCUUACAAAGUGUUGUUGCUUAGCUGUUUGAUCUCGUUUACUUAUAUCUUGUAAUAACUUUUAUUUAUUUUAUAUAUUACUACAUUUUGUGCGUAUUUCAGUGUUUUGAUUUUCUGUAACCUCAAAUGUGAUUACUGGUUAAUGUAUAACCAUGACUUGUUUAUUUAUUGUUAGUUUUUGUGCCAAAGAGAGUUGUUAAGUUUUAGUCCAGUAUUUUAUUGUUUUUAUAGUGUUUUAUGUUUUACAUCCAUGGUACCCUGACUGUUUUGUCUUGGUGUAUGUAUUCUUCAUCGUUUCAUUGAAUUGGUAUAUGUUAAAUAUACACUCAGAAUGUGUAGAAGUUGUUCAUGAUGACCUGGUCAUGCCAAAUAUAAACAUUAUUCCUUGAUACCAAACACAGCAGUAAGUUAUUAAUCGAAAUGUACUUAUGUUUUCUCCAUUAAAGUCUGUCUGUAGUGGCAAAGCCUUAUAAACACUUCAUUUACAGCCUAUGGCUCCUACAGACACUAGAAGUACUAGCUAGUCCCAUAUAAAUUGUCUAUGAUGCCUUUGUUACAGCAUGUUGACAGUAGGUAUUUUGGCUAGUUGGACAUUCACAACAUCAGUCAUAAAAUAUCAAGUACUGUUUCCCAUUUAUUUAUUUGACUCUUAUGUUAACCCUUACCCUGCUCAAUUUCUACAAUGAACUUGUCCAUCUUUCAAUUUGAAACGUACCAUAGAGUGUUAAAAGGGGUGCUUACCAAAAAGAUACUGACUGAAUGGUGAACAGUGCAGGUCUUGAUCAGACUGCAUAGAUGUGUAGGCUGAUCAAGAUCUACACUGGUCGCAAAGGCAGAACCAAUCGUGUCCAGCAUGAUAAGGGUUAAGAUGUUUGGUUAUACAGUUUAUAACUUCGUUCAUUCCUUAGCGUCUGAAAUUGGUUUUAUCAUCUUUGUUCAGAGCAAAAAAUGGCAUCAUAUUUUGAACAUUCAUACUGAAGUACCCGUAUUAAAAAGAUUGGUUUACCGAAGUCAUCUAAUUUACUGUAAUAAUGGCAGAUUAUGAUAUAGUUCUUUUCCUUUUAUGAAUGUAUAAAUAUUUGAUACCGGUACUUGAUUUUUGGAUACUUGAUUUUUGGACAAGCUGAAGUGUUUAAAUGCUGAAUGUAUUCUUGUUUCCAAGAGCAUUGUACAUGAAGAAUUGUUUACAUCUCAAGGACUGAACCAAAAACUGUCGUAACCCCUUCUUUAUUUAAUAAGAGUUGCGACAGUUUUUGUUUAACCCUCGAUCUCCUUUUGUAGUUUUUGCAGUUAUUUUUUCAAUAAUGAAGUCAUAAUUUGACAGAUAUUAGAGAGGUUUUCAUGUGUUUACAUCUACAUUAGGGGUUACAUAGCCAGCAUUGUAUCAGACCGUAUACCCCGGUAUUGGACAUAUUAUAAUUACUUAUAAUAGUUUUCAUAAAACAUGUACAAGUCUUGAAAUUUUAACCAGUUAAGAAAAAUUGAGGCAGAACAGAAUUCACUAUUUGGGAAAGCUAAGUUUUUUACUCAGUCUUAAUUACUUUAUUGAAAAAAUAUUUAAAAUUACUAAUAAAUAUGCAAGGUGUAGGUAGCUGAAUACACAUGAAAAUUGAUUUUGAAGUAAAUUACUUGUGUCUACAUUUAUGUAUAUUUACUAGAGUUUAUUUUUAUAGAUGAAUAAAUUUGUUUACAAAAAGGCUUCUAGCAGA
Mercenaria mercenaria is the source of this 4474-nucleotide messenger RNA. Its product is annotated as microtubule-associated tyrosine carboxypeptidase-like. Bases 199 to 1461 code for a protein of 420 amino acids. The transcript is spliced from 8 exons. The record is from RefSeq and is a predicted model, not a curated record. NCBI's taxonomy places the organism in Eukaryota, Metazoa, Mollusca, Bivalvia, Venerida, Veneridae.